Molecule: messenger RNA, 1761 nt
Organism: Megalopta genalis
Lineage: Eukaryota; Metazoa; Arthropoda; Insecta; Hymenoptera; Halictidae
Gene: Hacd2
Product: 3-hydroxyacyl-CoA dehydratase 2
Biological process (GO): very long-chain fatty acid biosynthetic process; sphingolipid biosynthetic process; fatty acid elongation
Cellular component (GO): endoplasmic reticulum membrane
Molecular function (GO): 3-hydroxyacyl-CoA dehydratase activity
Source: RefSeq, a predicted model, not a curated record
GAAAGUAUCCACUCUUUAAAUAUAUUUAUGUUUUGUACACAGUCGUGUAUACAUAUACAUAUAUAACAGCUUGUCGCUUCGUGUAUUUUGAUGCUGCCUCUUGACGUGAGCGAAGUAUAGUAAUUAUUAAGCGGGAUACUGACAUUAAUAUGAAUUCUGAAGCAAGUUUGUGAUCUUGAUCAUAAUUAAUUGAAUUAUAUUUAAUAUAUUAAAGAAAGUGUUUUAUAAAUAAAUAUUCUUUACACUUAUGAAAAUGUACGUGUUUUAUAUUCACUUUAAAUGAAUAACGUUAGAAAUAACUACAAUAUAAUUUGCUGACGAUACAAAAUACAAGUGAUAUGCAAUUAGAAUAAAUAUAAAAUAAAAAAUAUGGCUGAGACAUUAAUUCCAUUUGUAUAUUGGGCUCAAACAGAAAGUCAAGUUACGUUAAAGGUAGAUUUGACCAAUGUUAAGGAUUUAGAUGUUGAUAUGGAUGAGAAGAGGUUGUGCGUAAAUGCACAUGGACAAGGUGCCAAAGGUUUCAAUAAUUAUCGCUUUAUCCUUGAUUUAAAUUCAUCCAUUAACACUGAGGAAAGCCGUUAUAAUGUAGUAGAUCGCGAAGUUGAUUUUGUAUUAAAAAAAAAAUGUCUUGGUUGGUGGCCAAGAUUAACUAGUCAACCACAGAAACCAGCUUGGUUAAAAAUCGAUUUUGAUAAGUGGUCAAGUGAAGACUUAGAUGAUAUUGAAGAUAAAAAACGGGAUAUAUGCAAUGAUUAUCCUGGCAUGUAUGACAAGCUAUACAAAGAAGAAUUCGGAUACAAGAAAGAGGAUUCCAAGACGGUGUACUUAAUAAUUUAUAAUCUUUGCCAGUUUGUUGGUUUUACUUAUGUCGUUACUAUAAUGGCAAUAAUGUAUUUACGAGAUGGACCAGCUUCCAUGAAAGAAACAUACACUGCUGUCGGGAAUCCAAUAAAAUUUAUACAACUUUUACAAUUUUUAGAAGUUAUGCACGCCUUAUUUGGCUAUACUAAAGGCAGCAUCUUGGUAUCACUUGUACAAGUAGGGGGUAGAGCAUUUGUUUUAUUUGCUAUGAUCGAAGCUGAACCACGUAUGCAAACAAAACCUGUUGUGUUCUACCUAUUUCUUGCUUGGAGUAUAGUAGAAAUAGUUAGAUAUCCUUACUACAUAACGCAAUUAUUGAAAAUUGAAAUUCCAUUUUUAACAUGGCUAAGAUACACUAUAUGGAUGCCAUUAUAUCCGCUAGGAUUUUUAUGCGAAGGAGUCAUAAUACUAAGGAAUAUUCCGUAUUUUGAAGAAACGGGGAAAUUUACUUAUUCCAUGCCCAAUUCUUGGAAUUUUGCAUUUCAUUUUCCAUCUUUCUUAAGAAUAUAUUUACUUAUAUUUUGUCUACCUAUUUUGUAUAUGUUAAUGUCUCGUAUGAAUCAGGUGCGUUAUAAAAAAUUAGGUAAAUACAAAUUGAGGAGAAAGUAUGCAUGAUUUAACGACUAAUUUUUAAUAUAUUAAUUGAUCACAUUAUACACACACACACAGUUGCUAGACAAUUUUUAAGAUACCAGUGCUUGUCGAUAUUAUAUUUUUUUACAUUUCUUUCUUAUCCGUUUUAGUUUAUUCUAAGUCAGGAGACAUUUACCAAAUAUUUUCUUCUUAUAUUUAUAUCUAUUAUAUGUAAGUUUAAUAUAUAUUAAUAUAAAUAAAUACAAAUUUAGCUGUAAACGAGCAUCACUAUGGUCCAGAAUAAAGUUAUCCUUGUUCAGCACGUAA